AUGUCUCCAUACUGCCUAGUCUUUGGGAAGGCGUGCCAUCUGCCACUAGAAAUGGAGCACCGAGCAUACUGGGCUAUGAAACAGUUGAAUAUGGACUUGAGCGUUGCCGGUGAAAAGCGCCUGCUGCAACUUAAUGAGUUAGAUGAGUUUAGAAUGGAAGCUUAUGAAAAUUCAAAACUUUACAAGGAACGAACAAAGAAAUGGCACGACAUGCAUAUUCAGAGGCGAGAGUUUGAAGUGGGGCAGAAAGUGCUAUUGUAUAACUCAAGACUCAAGCUUUUCCCAGGAAAACUAAGAUCAAGGUGGUCGAGUCCUUAUACUGUCACGAAAGUUCUACCAUGUGGGGCUAUACAAGUGAGCCACGAGACUAAGGGUACCUUCACUGUUAAUGGGCAAAGACUAAAACACUACUGGGGCGGUGAUUUCUCCAACCAAAAGUCCACCAUUCAACUCGAGAUGCCAGAAUGA
Olea europaea var. sylvestris is the source of this 468-nucleotide messenger RNA. RefSeq lists its product as uncharacterized. Lineage: Eukaryota; Viridiplantae; Streptophyta; Magnoliopsida; Lamiales; Oleaceae. Bases 1 to 468 code for a protein of 155 amino acids. The transcript has a single exon. The record is from RefSeq and is a predicted model, not a curated record.